Messenger RNA from Boleophthalmus pectinirostris (great blue-spotted mudskipper), 1182 nucleotides. Its product is annotated as glutamate-rich WD repeat-containing protein 1-like. Gene Ontology annotation, molecular function: protein binding. The transcript is spliced from 2 exons. Lineage: Eukaryota; Metazoa; Chordata; Actinopteri; Gobiiformes; Gobiidae. The coding region runs from base 85 to 519 and encodes 144 amino acids. The record is from RefSeq and is a predicted model, not a curated record.
UCUGUUUAAUUGUUUCAGGUUUUUGCAUCUUGUUCUGUGGACCAGUCGAUUCGUAUCUGGGACAUUCGUGCUCCUCCAAAUUCGAUGCUCUCGGCCAACGAAGCGCACUCGUCAGACAUUAAUGUGAUCAGCUGGAACAAGAGUGAACCUUUUCUCUUGUCCGGAGGAGAUGACGGGGUCCUCAAAGUCUGGGACCUGCGACAAUUUAAGACUGGACAUCCUGUGGCCAACUUUAAGCAGCACAGUGCCCCCAUCACUUCAGUAGAGUGGAGCCCCAUAGACUCCAGUGUUUUUGCCGCCGCUGGAGCUGAUGAUGUUGUCAGCCAAUGGGAUCUGUCCGUGGAGUCAUGUGACGUGGGUGCCCGAGUCGAGGGGGUGAAGGACCUGCCCCCUCAGCUUCUGUUCCUGCACCAGGGUCAGACCGAGAUCAAAGAAAUUCACUGGCAUCCACAACUACCAGGUGUUCUGGUUUCCACGGCACUGUCGGGCUUCAACGUGUUCCGGACGAUAUCUGUGUAGAGGAGAGCGCUUGAGUACAUAAAGACUGUACUCAGGAAUGGACAAAACCAAAUGUAUCAAUACUUUUUGGUUCAUUCUCUUGGCAAUAACCAGUAUUUUUCCAGUCCAUCAAAUUGUCAUAUUAUUCAAAUUUCCCUAUUUGUAAGUGUUAUAAAUGUGACAGAAAUAAUGGUGACUUGGUACUCCGCAGUACUCGACAGUAUCUGUGAGUACACAGUGACUGAAUGCACCACAAACUGACAAAUACUGACAAAAAACAAUGGUCUAUUUUUGAAUUAUGCAAGGAAUGGUUAUAUAAUUUUCAAAUCCUACAGAAAUGUGAGUGUAUGUCUGUAAUGUUUUCUUCAAGUUCUCUUUUGAAGGGGGAAAAAGGUGCAGUAAUAUCACCUUGUAUGCUUGUUUCAUAAAUCAUUAUCUAGCCUACUUAGUUUUUGGUUGGUUUCUGAAAUGGUGACUCUGUACUUGGUAACGAAAUGUUACAUAAGUAGAAUUAGUAUAUAGUUAAUCUUCUAGAGUAAACGAUACUCACCUCUUCUAAGAAGAUAAAUAUUGAUGACAUUUCUUCACUAUUCAGCAGUUUGUCUGUAUUGUCCUUUCAGUUUAAUUAGUUUUCUACUGCUAAUAUGUACAGUACAGAUAACCCAAUACAUAAAAUACAUCCUA